GACCGGUGUUAUGUAGAACCACCGCCUUGCCGCGCCGCCCGGGAGAAGAGGAGAAAAAAAAUGGUGGCCAGAAACCUCGUCGCCCGCGUCCGGCCCCGCCUCGCGCGGUCCCUCGUGGGCCACCUCCGCCGUGGCUACGCGCCCCGCGCCUCCGCCUCCGCCGCCGCGGCCACCGACGAUCUCGUCAUCGACGAGGACCCGCCGCGCGCCGCCUCGCCUUCCUCCGCCGCCGUGGCGGCCACCGCGCCCACUAUCCUGCAGCCGCGCGUGCUCAUCUACGACGGCGUCUGCCACCUCUGCCACCGCGGGGUCAAGUGGGUGAUCAGGGCGGACAAGCAUGCCAAGAUCAGGUUCUGCUGCGUGCAGUCCAAGGCUGCGGAGCCAUACCUGAGGCUGGUCGGCAUGGACCGGGAGGACGUCCUGCGGCGUGUGCUCUUCGUCGAGGGGCAUGAAGCCUAUUAUGAGGGCUCUACGGCUGCACUGAAAGUUGCAUCAUACCUACCUCUUCCCUACUCAGUCUUGAGCUCCUUGUUGAUCAUCCCCGACCCACUGCAGGAUGCAGUCUACGACUACAUUGCAAAGAACCGCUAUGACUGGUUUGGCAAAGAUGAUGAAUGCAUCGCCACCAGGGACACACAGAUUCUCGAGCGCUUCAUCGACCGGGAGGAAAUGCUUGGUGGUGGUCCCAGCAAUAGCUUCUUUUGAUCAGAUCUUCGGCUGUGCCGUUUCUCACACUUAACUGUAGGCAAGAGAUGUAAAUGAUCUUCACAUCCAUCUAGGUACCGGUGUUUAGUUUUCUUGAACCCUGGAACUUCAGCUCCACUUCCUUUAGUCAUUAACGGUGAUGCACCAUACACCCUUGCAAAGGUUUAUCAGGUGUAUUCCAUUUCGCCUGCAAAUCUUCAGCUAGUUGAUAUCAAAAGGAAUUAGAAUUUUGUUUGUAA
Messenger RNA from Phragmites australis (common reed), 944 nucleotides. RefSeq lists its product as uncharacterized. The transcript has 3 exons. The coding region runs from base 61 to 705 and encodes 214 amino acids. Lineage: Eukaryota; Viridiplantae; Streptophyta; Magnoliopsida; Poales; Poaceae. The record is from RefSeq and is a predicted model, not a curated record. Gene Ontology annotation, molecular function: protein-disulfide reductase activity.